CUCGGCCGCGGGGAGGGGGAUGCGGACGGGGGAAGAUGGCGGCCUCGAACAACCCGCGGAAAUUCAGCGAGAAGAUCGCGCUGCACAACCAGAAGCAGGCGGAGGAGACGGCGGCCUUCGAGGAGGUCAUGAAGGACCUGAGCCUGACCCGCGCGCACCGGCUACAGCUGCAGAAGACCCAAUAUUUGCAACUGGGGCAGAGCCGUGGCCAGUACUACGGGGGGUCCUUGCCAAAUGUGAAUCAGAUCGGGAACAGUGCCAUGGAUCUCCCCUUCCAGACCCCGUUCCAGUCGUCGGCGCUGGACACCAGCAGGACCACGCGGCACCACGGGCUGGUGGACAGGGUGUACCGGGACCGGAACCGCCUGGGCUCGCCGCACCGCCGCCCGCUCUCCGUGGACAAACACGGCCGGCAGGUGGACAGCUGCCCCUACGGCACCGUGUACCUGUCACCGCCGUCGGACACGAGCUGGAGAAGGACAAAUUCUGAUUCUGCCUUGCACCAGAGCACCAUGACUCCAGCUCAGCAGGAAUCCUUUUCAGGAGGGUCACAGGACAUGCAGCAGAAAAGAGUUUUAUUGCUGACUGUCCCUGGAAUGGAAGAAACCACCUCUGAUGCAGACAAAACCCUCUCUAAGCAAGGCUGGGACACUAAAAAGACUGGGUCAUCGAGACCUAAAUCCUGUGAAGUUCCAGGAAUCAACAUCUUCCCAUCCGCUGACCAGGAGAACACUACAGCCCUGAUUCCCGCCACGCACAACACGGGCGGCUCCCUGCCAGACCUGACCAACAUCCACUUCCCCUCCCCUCUGCCCACGCCCCUGGAUCCCGAGGAGUCCACCUUCCCAGCGCUGAGCAGCUCCAACAGCACCGGGAACCUCGCUGCCAACCUGACCCACCUGGGCAUCAGCACCGCCAGCCCGGGAAUGACGACGACGCCGGCGCCGUCCCAGCACCGCCAGCCCAGCGUCAGCCCCCUGUCCUUGGGCGCGGACUCGCGGCGACCUCAGUCCCAGCAAAUGUCCCCCACACUGUCCCCGCUCUCACCCAUCACUCAGGCCGUGGCCAUGGAUGCGUUGUCCCUGGAGCAGCAGCUCCCCCCGUACCCCUUCUUCACCCAGAGCGGCUCCCAGCAGCAGCAGCAGCCGGCAGUGGCCAGUUCCCUGCCGCAGACCCCCCCUCUGCUGCAGAGCUCGGCGCUGCAGAGGGGCCCCCAGCUGCCCCCUCUGUCCGUCACGGUACCUUCCAGCAUCCCCCAGUCACCGCCGGGGAGCCAGAGCCAGCCCUCCAUGGGAAUUGACAUCAACUCGGCCUCACUCCAGCAGUACCGCAGUAAUGCUGGCUCCCCGGCCAACCAGUCUCCCACCUCUCCUGUCUCCAAUCAAGGCUUCUCUCCUGGCAGCUCCCCUCAAGUAAGGGACUCUGUGCUUCCACAGGCCUUGCUUCUCGUGUGUGUUCCCAGCUGGGUUUCUCCAUCGCUGCCCCGUGGUCGUGUCGCUGUGACCCCGUGUGUGCCUCAUGCAUCGCUGACGCCCCGUCCCGCCCCUCCGUCCCCGCUCCCGCAGGGCUCCAGGAGCUGCUGAAUUCUCUCCUUUGAGUGAGCAGAGGAUCACGGGGUCCAGGCUGCUGGUUGAGCGCUGGGGUGCUGUUUGUUUGGGGGGCAGAACCUCCAGGUAGAAACCUUCCAGUUGGCAGGAUCCCUGAUGGGGGUGAGGUUGGGAGGGCAGGAAAGGGGGAAUGUCAGUGCCUCCUGCAGCAGGAAAACUCCUGGGGCACUGAAUACUGAAAUAUUUACGCUAAAUAUCCCAAACUGAUUUAGAUCUGGACCUUUUUUUUUUAAU
Messenger RNA from Hirundo rustica (Barn swallow), 1841 nucleotides. It is a transcript of the gene CRTC1, whose product is annotated as CREB regulated transcription coactivator 1. Lineage: Eukaryota; Metazoa; Chordata; Aves; Passeriformes; Hirundinidae. Gene Ontology annotation, cellular component: cytoplasm; nucleus. The record is from RefSeq and is a predicted model, not a curated record. Gene Ontology annotation, molecular function: cAMP response element binding protein binding. Gene Ontology annotation, biological process: positive regulation of transcription by RNA polymerase II; protein homotetramerization.